This is a messenger RNA of Leptinotarsa decemlineata (Colorado potato beetle), 675 nucleotides long. RefSeq names its product Stem-loop binding protein (gene Slbp). Gene Ontology annotation, biological process: mRNA transport; mRNA 3'-end processing by stem-loop binding and cleavage. Gene Ontology annotation, molecular function: mRNA binding; histone pre-mRNA stem-loop binding. The record is from RefSeq and is a predicted model, not a curated record. NCBI's taxonomy places the organism in Eukaryota, Metazoa, Arthropoda, Insecta, Coleoptera, Chrysomelidae. Gene Ontology annotation, cellular component: cytoplasm; histone pre-mRNA 3'end processing complex.
AUGAAAAAACCUGAUGAUGAACUUCCCAUAUUCAAAAUUAAAAAAGAAGAUACAGAUUAUGCCGAAGCAGUCGAUAAAUUUCUGUCAAAAUUCAGAAAUGAAUCACAUAACCCUUUUCCCAAUCUUCAAAGUGAAAUCAAGAAAGAACCAGAAUCACCUGUUCAACUGCCAGAAAUCGGAAACGAACCAGAUUAUCUUAAAACUCCAAUAAAGAGUGAAUUUAUGAGAGAUGAAUCCAAUCCAUCUCCAUUCAAUAAAGAACUCUUGAAAAAGUUCAGCCUUGAAAGUCCACAAGCAAAUAUUGACACUUCUAAAAUCCCCAAAGAAGAAACCAAGGCAAAUGUAGCUAGAACAGUCUUCCAACAAGAAUUUUCAGAACCUGGUUCUGACAACACUAGUAGUAACAGUAGUGACUGUGAUCAGUUCAAAAAAGUUUCAGUGAAAGAUCGCUUAGGACCAAAAGUUCAAGAUGAUGAUGGCUGUAAGGUGGAUAAACUUCCAGUUAAAAGAAGACUUGGAUCUAAGACUGUACAUGAUGAUGUGCCAAGUAAAAAAUGUAAAAAAACCCAAGAAUACGAAUCAGACGAAGAAGUAUUGAAUAGAAGACAGAAACAAAUUGAUUAUGGAAAAAAUACCUUGGGAUAUGAUCAAUAUAUAGCUAAAGUACCUCUGUAA